UCGCCAGUAUGUCGAUGGAACUGGCUACAAUAAGUUGUGUGUGAGACAAUUACAUAUUCCAUUCGUGUGUAGUCAGAUGUGUUAAGUGCAGUAUAAUGUCAGCGUUAUUAAAAAAUGUCACCAACUGUAUAUGGCAUGCUUUUGACUCAUUGCAAGUAAAUGAUGUCGUGCAUAAAUCAAAGUUAAAGGUGCUGACAGCAAACAUCGGAACACUUCUAGACCUGUACGGCGUGGAGAAAGGCCUGGAUCAUUUCCGUUCAUCCCAGGAGUUGACCUUCGACGAGUUCAGAUACUAUUUACAGCAUGAAGUAUUCUGCGCGCUGCCUAAAACUCUUACAUUGCCUGUAGCGAGAGAAUUUGAGAAAAAAAUCAGUGAGGUUUGCUGGUUCGUGUGCCGUAAGAAUCUGCUGACCAGAGAUAAGCCGGUAUUUAAAGAUGAGUCGGUUUUCAAGCUGUUCAGGAUAUUCUGUUUACUUGCAGAUCUUGUACAGGAUGCAGAUGAAACGAACCGUUAUAUUGUUGUUCUUCAGCCAUCAGAAGCCGGCAUAGUUGCUGAGCAGCUAGUCCUCUGCCUGGGUUUGCGCUGGGACGCCGCAGACUGGGAAGCUCUCGGCUCGUCUAUUGGUCACUUUAGAUGGUCUGCUUUCCUUGCAGUGUUGGAGGCGAAGUACUGCUGCGAUCCGCAAAUACACAACGCAGCACUCGUGGAAGCUGUUGAUGAGAUUUACGAUGUUUUUAUCGAAGAUAUCAUAAAGAAGGGUUACCUCUUCAAACGCGGCUACCUCUUGCCGACCAUGCGAGAGUAUUGGUGUGUUCUUCAGCCCUGCGCCCUUACGUACUACAAGAGCUCUUCCCAGAAGGAACAAUGCGGACGUAUCACAAUCGACGAGUAUUGCUCCGUGGAAGCUGCGGUUGGUGAUGGCAAGAUGCGGAAGUUCCAACUUAUUACCCCUGAGAGAACAUUUGAGUUUGGGACGCAGGAUCACAAGAGUCGCCUCCAAUGGGUAUCUGCAUUACGGCAAGCGGCGGCAGUAUCUGGUGGUGCCGAGGGUUAUCAGAGGAGAGCCCGAGCUGGCAGACGAGGUGCGGGUGCUAGGAGGGAGCAGGAAGUUCGGGAAACCAGGGCGAGGCUACAGAACGAAGUUCGCGCCAGAUUGGCAGCUGAAGCACAAGCACAGGAGCUUGCAGAACUCGCACAGAAAGACAACAAAAAGCUAGAAGAACUGAAACACGCUCAAGCAGAGCUGGAGAAACUGCUUCAUGAAGAGACUCAGGCAAAGCGUGACGAAGAGAUUGUGAGAGCGUUACAAGCGAGAGUUCUAGCAGAAGAAUGGGAAAGGCGUGAAGAACUGGAGAGGCUACAAGAAGAGCAAAACAGAAUGUUAGAAGAAGAAAGAUUUAAAAGGAUGCAGUUUGAAAUGCUUCAAGCGGAGAAAGAAGCCCAAUAUCGAGAAGCAGAACGUCGCCUAAAAGAGCUGGAGCAAGAGAAACAAAAGUUAGAUGCAGAGUUGAAAGCAGCACAAGAGAAGAUAUAUACGACAGAACAUACUGCGCAAGCACUACACGUCCAGUUGAGGGAUUUGAAUCCUGUUCUUCGCAACGGAGAGCGGGCAAGGCGUGCAAUAUCUUUCGUGCCAACAACGAAGAGCUCUUCUGACACUCUCAUCGACGUGAAAGUUUUAAGGCACUUGAAAGUCAUAGAUGACAAUGAUAACAUGUGAAUUAAUUGCUUGAUCCACGAGCAUUUCGCGUCAGUAGUAGGAAAGUAUUAUAUAAAUGGGUUCCGACCAGACAACGAUCAACUGCACUCACAAUAGCGGCUCUGAGGUCUAUAUUAUGUGAAAGUAAAGAAAGUGUAAGAAUAUGUCAGCAAUGUGAAAGUUUAAAAAGUUUAUUUGUGAUCAGGGUCAGGGAAAACCCUUGGAUACAUUGUCUUAUUUGUGUUUGUAUUGUUGAUCUACGUACCCACAUAAUGGAACGAAAAUACGCUUUAGGGUUUUCCCAGAUUCAAAAGAGCGAUGAUUACGAACGAAAGACAGAAAAUGGUCUCACUUCUCUUUUAAUUCCUCGGCUACAUACUCUUCCUUCUUCUGGACCCGUGGACCUGGCAAUAUUUCAUAAGAGUUACAUCCGAAUUCGGUCUAUAAAUUUUUGCAUAAUAUUUUAACCGUCUUCAAAUACAGGAGAAGGGUAUCAAAGCUGUGUUCAUUUUUUUACGUUUGAUACCUCAGACUUCUGUCAUUUGUGGACAUAUUACUUCUGUCAUUUAAAAGAGUUUCCUUCCAGAUUGUCAAGACGUCUUUUACCGUGUUUUAAGCUGUUUUUGUAAAAGUAUAUAAAAACAAAAUUUAUUUAAUGCUAACAAUUUCGAUAUUCCCUUAAUACAAUAUCUUUUUACAUAGAAUAAGUGACAAAGUUUUGGAAACAUUAUAGCGCCGUGAGCACUGAAACCGAGAAACCGGCUCAAGAAACUCUUUCAGAAAAUAUUCUUGCACUCACUUUGUUCAGCUUCUUCAAGAGCUAUACAUGAAGUUUACGAACAAAAAUGAAAUGUAAUAUAAUUUUGAGAACUUACGAGCUCUUUUUAUGGUAAAAUUAAUUCACGCAAAGCGCAGAUUAAGGCUGGAUUAUCUGCCACAUACAGCUACAAGGACGACAUUAAAUACACACUUGAAGAGUAACCUAACUAAUAUAAAAAAAUAUAUAUAAAAUAAAAAUAUUUUUCAAGAAAUUUUAAUCACCCUUACGUGAAGUUAGGUGGUCGCAUAAGUAUUCACAAAUCGGGUGUCAGUGCCUACGCUAGCGCUCGACUGUUAUGGAAUAUUUAUUUAGUUGAAUUAGGUAUUUUUAUUUUUGAAUUUAUUGUGAUAUGAUUACGGUUAAGUAGCUCUAUCCGUGUCUUUAUUUAAUGCCGUUUUUAUAUGAUGCUGUAUAAAAAACUUCGGUUUAGAGCAAUGGAACGAAAUCAAGAGAGUGUGCGUAGGUAAGCGAGCGAUAAAAAUGGAAUCGGUUCCGUUAGCUUCCGUUCACCGUUGUUCUUUGUAUGUGGACACGACCUAAGAUGGAUUAAUAGGAUCGAUGAAAUAUAAAAUAAUGAUGGCUUCUUUAUUAUAUUAGUGUCAAGGCAGAAUUAUGUAAAAAUAUUUAACCAAUUAAGUGCUAAGUAUGUAAAAUAAAUUAUUUCAUGUACUUAAUUUGUAUUUUUAAAAUGGCUUUCCAUCAAGAUUAUCUUAUGUUAUUGUUAAGUGCCAUAAUACUGUAGCUAAUCUUUUACACCCUAACGGCCAUAUUCAUAAUAAAACGCUUGCCGAAGCUAUUCUACAGUAUACCUAAUUUUUUUAGGUUUAUAAACCUACUUAUAUAAAUUAAAUCGAUUUUUUGUAUGUGUUUAAUUGUUUCUUCAUAAUCGUUUGUUAAGCCUUCGAUAGUAGAUAUGCAAUAGUAAGUAUACAAUGUUACCAAAAAUCUGAUUAUAGUCUAUUGGUUUUGUCUAUGACAAAUCAUAUUGUCAAAAAGUUGUCAAACAGUCAAUGACAAAAUUUACGCGGGAAACUUCAAUUAUUGUAAUGCUAGGGCACAUGACAUGACAUCAAAAAUAAUUCUAGAGGAAUAAAUUUUGAGAAAAUAAAAGUAAAUAUAAAAAAAAA
This is a messenger RNA of Leptidea sinapis, 3647 nucleotides long. Its product is annotated as differentially expressed in FDCP 6-like. Bases 96 to 1721 code for a protein of 541 amino acids. NCBI's taxonomy places the organism in Eukaryota, Metazoa, Arthropoda, Insecta, Lepidoptera, Pieridae. The transcript is spliced from 10 exons. Gene Ontology annotation, cellular component: nucleus; cytoplasm. The record is from RefSeq and is a predicted model, not a curated record.